Molecule: messenger RNA, 701 nt
Organism: Colletotrichum phormii
Lineage: Eukaryota; Fungi; Ascomycota; Sordariomycetes; Glomerellales; Glomerellaceae
Exons: 2
Coding region: 64-612 (182 amino acids)
Source: RefSeq, a predicted model, not a curated record
CCUCCUUCUCUCUCUCUCUCUCUCUCGCCUUUCUUUCGCGUUUCCCUUCCGUCAGCAGGAGGCAUGCGUGCACUGCGGGUUACCUAUGCCAGGCCCAAGGCACAAUCUGGCACGCCGCACGCCCCCAAGGCGAACCAGGAUCAGAACUGCAAACCAGAACCAAGACCAACAACUUUCAACUUCAAGAUAAUUCCUCUCUGUUGGAUUAUCGUUCUGGGAUUCGGACGGGAGUGUGGGGGGCUCGCACGGCAGACAAACGACGUUAUGUCCGGAUUCGUUGCGUAUCCUUCCUCGCGCCCUUCAUCUGAGGCGUCGGGGAUAACUUCGAGUGUGUGUAAUGUGCCUUGGCCAAUCAACGGAUUCGGACGGUAUGUGCUGCAGGGCAUGUACGGAUUCGUACAAUCGACAAUGCAGCUCGAGUAUCCGUACCCGCUUCCUGAGAGGCUCGAGGAACUUUUGCCAACGCCAACAAUAAGCAUGAACCGCGGUACCUACCUCCUUGAUGCGGUUGGACCCUUCGGUUUCCUCGUUCUUUCGUCCUUUCCCGAGAGUCCGUCCGGUGCUAAAAACAUGCAUCCAUGGUCAACUAGUUCUUGCAGGCUGCAUUGGUGAGAACACUGGUAAAUGAUUUUUCCUCCCGCCGGCCUGUAGAAGUUUUCGGUUGGGGUCCACGGCACCGGUACGGGCUUGAAGUAGACUAU